UAUGUCAUAAUUAUGCUGAGACGCUUUUUCCUCUCUAAAAAAAAUUCAAUUUCAGAUAAUUUAGAUAAAAAUUGUGAAGCGAUAAAUUGAUAAAGCAAUUCCGUAAUAAAGAAUGAUGCGCAUCCCCUCCAACUCGUUCACACUAAAUCGCCCAGCGAGAGAGCGGUGAUAAUUCUUUUAUUUCAACGCGCGUAUUCGAAAUGGAUGGACGCGUCGUCUCGCUCGUUAUCCUUUUACUUUGCACGUUAAUAAGUGCCCGAGAUGUGAUCAGACGGAAGAGAAUUGUCGGCGGUAUCCCGGCCGCGCAGCCUCCUGAGGACGAUCCGGUGGUUUUUGUGAAUAAAAACGAUCGUGACGCGCGUAUCGUCGGCAUCCGCGAUCCUGACAAGGGAUUCUAUGUUUUUCGUGGAAUCAGAUUUGGGCAGCCACCAACCGGUCGAUCUAGAUUCCAGCGAGCUUCGCCGGUGUAUCUCGAAGGAGAGUACAACGCCACUACGUGGGGACCUCCCUGUCCUCAGCCCAGUCACAAUGAACCCGAUAAAAUCAUCGGAAGCGAAGACUGCCUCUUCCUGAACGUCUUCACCCCAUCGCUUCCAGAUUCCAGCGGCGGCUAUCCCGUACUGGUAUGGAUCCACGGUGGUGGUUUUAGGAGAGGUGCGGCGUGUCAAUACGAAAUGAGACACCUGAUUAAGAAGAAGCUGAUCGUCGUGUCUAUCCAGUACAGAUUAGGGACGUUAGGAUUUCUGAGUACAGGUACACAGGUGAUGCCGGGAAACAACGGUAUGUUCGACAUGGUGCUGGCUAUCGACUGGGUGAAGGAUUAUAUACAUUUCUUCGGCGGUGAUCCAAACAGGAUAACAGCCUUCGGUCACGGCACCGGCGCCAGUUCCGCUAUAAUGCUGUCGUUAUCAAAAUUCUGCGAAAAUCACUUCCACGGUUUGAUCGCAAUGUCCGGCUCCGUUUUAUCUCACUUCGCUGUCGACAAGGACGCCUCCGAGACCGCCAGAUACGUAGCCCGUAAAAACGACUGUCCCACAGACGAUGCGCGAAGAAUGGUGGACUGCCUGCGAGAAUUGCCGGUCGAAAAAUUGAUCGGCGUCGAUUCCCAGUUGGAGAACAUCCGUGCGACUGCCCGAGGUUUCGUCUCCGGCUUGGCCAAUCUGCUGACACCAGGUCCUGUGAUGGAAGGUCCCAACGACGGGAGAUCGCUUCCGAACUUCAUGACCACAUCGCCGGAGGAAUCUUUGAGGCUCGGCGAUUUCCCGUCUAUCCCGCUAUUAACGGGAGUUAUGAAGGACGAAGCGGGAGGUGCCGUUCUCGGUCAAUACAGAGAUGAAGUGCAAAACAAAUUGAGCACGGUCCCGGAUUAUUUGACCAGUGAGUUCAUACCGUAUCUGCAAGGAACUAUUCCAAAUAUGCAGAACGGAUCGCGACUCGUCCCGCAAGCUUUCCGCGGCUACCUCAACAUGUUCCAAGGUGACGGCAAACCGAAUACUAUUGAAAAAGUUGCGGAAGCUUUGGGCGAUUCGCUUUACAACGCUCCCGCAUUUCUGACCGUCGACCACUGGUCCAAAAAAGCUAAUACGUUUUUGUACACUUUCGACCAUAAGGGAAAUAGAAACUAUGGUAAAGACUUUCUCGCCGGAUUGCCAAUCGUCGACGCCAAACGAUCCUCGGAUGGUAAUUUGAAUCACGGCGACGAUCUAGGAUUCAUCUUUGGUCGAAACACAAUUACCGGCGAAAAAGUGAGAGAUGGCGGAAAGCCGGACGAAGCGGAUGAGCGCGUAACGGACAUUUUUACAGAUAUAAUAGCAAAUUUCGCGAGAAGUGGCACGCUUAAUGCACCUGCUACAAACGUACAAUCUAAUGACAGCACUUGGGUGCCAGAUAUAGUUCCACAAUUCUCGGACGACACAAAUUCCUUCGUCAGUAUCACGACAGCUCCGAAAAGCAUGAAAAAUUUUAGAUACUGUGAAAUGGGAUUGUGGACGGUUGUACCAGAACGAUUAAAGUCACCGAUAUGCAGUUUAUACAAAGUACCUCUUCAGUUGAUAGAACAAGGUGCCAAAGUACCGAUAUCCGUAAUUCAGAAACCUGUCGACUCGGUCAACGAAUUUAUUCCCAAAUCUGGCCUUAAUGUCGCGAACAAACUGACAGAUCAGAAAAUCGAAGAACCGAAGAAAAAAGAUACAACGCAACGGAAAACGAAUGAUUUACCGAAGGUACUUGUACCGCAGAUACCAUUCGGUUAAGUUAUUAUUCAUAACACGUUUAUUUUAUACAUAUAUGUUCUUUUAUUGCAAAGAUAUAUGAAAUAAAAGUAUCUAAUAAUUUGAUUUUA
This is a messenger RNA of Temnothorax curvispinosus, 2341 nucleotides long. RefSeq names its product liver carboxylesterase 2-like. Bases 201 to 2252 code for a protein of 683 amino acids. The transcript is spliced from 7 exons. The record is from RefSeq and is a predicted model, not a curated record. Lineage: Eukaryota; Metazoa; Arthropoda; Insecta; Hymenoptera; Formicidae.